CGGCGCGCGAGGUGCCGCGUGAGGCCGGCUUUGCCCCUCCUUCCCGGCAAGAGCGACGAUCAACGGUUCUUGCGCCUGCGCCCUGCGCCGCUGCGCGCUUAGGCACCAGCUCGGGGCCCUUUGUGCGCAUGCGCGCUCGCGCUCCCGCCCUGUCCCUGCGCUCGGCUGAGUCAGUCAGUCAGUCGGAGUCUGUCCUCGGAGCAGGCGGAGUAAAGGGACUUGCGCGAGCCAGUUGCCGGAUUAUUCUAUUUCCCCUCCCUCUCUCCCGCCCCGUAUCUCUCUUCACCCUUCUCCCACCCUCGCUCGCGUAGCUAUGGCGGAGCCAUCGGCGGCCACUCAGUCCCCUUCCAUCUCCUCGUCGUCCUCCGGAGCCGAGCCGUCCGCGCCCGGCGGCAGCGGGAGCCCAGGAGCCUGCCCCGCCCUGGGGACGAAGAGCUGCAGCUCCUCCUGUGCGGUGCACGAUCUGAUUUUCUGGAGAGAUGUGAAGAAGACUGGGUUUGUCUUUGGCACCACGCUGAUCAUGCUGCUUUCCCUGGCAGCUUUCAGUGUCAUCAGUGUGGUUUCUUACCUCAUCCUGGCUCUUCUCUCUGUCACCAUCAGCUUCAGGAUCUACAAGUCCGUCAUCCAAGCUGUACAGAAGUCAGAAGAAGGCCAUCCAUUCAAAGCCUACCUGGAUGUAGACAUUACUCUGUCCUCGGAAGCUUUCCAUAAUUACAUGAAUGCUGCCAUGGUGCACAUCAACAGGGCCCUGAAACUCAUUAUUCGUCUCUUUCUGGUAGAAGAUCUGGUUGACUCCUUGAAGCUGGCUGUCUUCAUGUGGCUGAUGACCUAUGUUGGUGCUGUUUUUAACGGAAUCACCCUUCUAAUUCUUGCUGAACUGCUCGUUUUCAGUGUCCCAAUUGUCUAUGAGAAGUACAAGACCCAGAUUGAUCACUAUGUUGGCAUCGCCCGAGAUCAGACCAAGUCAAUUGUUGAAAAGAUCCAAGCAAAACUCCCUGGAAUCGCCAAAAAAAAGGCAGAAUAACUACAUGGAAACCAGAAAUGCAACAGUUACUAAAACACCAUUUAAUAGUUAUAAUGUCGUUACUUGUACUAUGAAGGAACAUACUCAGUGUCAGCUUGAGCCUGCAUUCCAAGCUUUUUUUUUUAAUUUGGUGUUUUCUCCCAUCCUUUCCCUUUAACCCUCAAUAUCAAGCACAAAAAUUGAUGGACUGAAAAAGAACUAUCUUAGAACUCAGAAGAAUAAAGAAAGAAUCAAAUUCAUAGGAUAAGUCAAUACCUUAAUGGUGGUGGAGCCUUUAUCUGUAGCUUGAAAGGGGAAGAUUGGACGUAAAAGAGAAAAUGAAAGAUAGAACACCUCUGGAUCCUUCUAACCAGUUUUCAGCACUAGUCUUACUCAGCUAUCCAUUAUAGUUUUACCCUUAAGAAGUAUGAUUAACUUAUGAAAAAAUUAUUUGGGGACAGGAGUGUAAUAUCUUCCUUGGUUUUUUUAUUUUUAUUUUUUGCAGCUCUCAAAUCCUAUCUUCCUGCCCCACAAUGUGAGCAGCUACUCCUGGUAUUCCUUUUCUUUAAUGAUUUAACUUUCAACUUGAUGAAUAACUUAUAGGUGAUAGUGAUAAUUCCUGAUUCCGAGAAUGCCAUCUGAUAAAAAAGAAUAGAAAUGGAAAGUGGGACUGAGAGGGAGUCAACGGGAAUGCUGCGGUGGCCGCCACUCCCUCUGCCACUAUCCCCAGGGAAGGAAAGACUCUGCCAUUUGGGAAAGUGGUUUCUAUGUCACUGGACACCAGUUCUGAGCAUUAGUUUGAGAACUCAUUCCUGAAUGUGCUUUCCUCCCUCUCCCCUGCCCACCUCACCUUAAGUUUAAUAAAUAUGGUUGUACUUUUCUUAUGAUAAAAUAAAUGUCUGUAACUGCUGUACACUGCUGUAAACUUGUUAGAGAAAAAAAUAACCUGCAUGUGGGCUCCUCAGUUAUUGAGUUAUUGUGAUCCUAUCUCAGUAUGUGGGGGGAACAUUCUCAAGAGGUGAAAUACAGAAAGCCUUUUUUUCUUGAUCUUUUCCCAAUUCUUCUCUUGAUCUUUUCCCGAGAUUCAAAUUUCCGAUUCCCAUUUGAGAGUUUUUUUCUUCACCUUCAACAUGAAAAUUCAGCGAACUUGAAAGAAAAAUCAUCUGUGAGUUCCUUCAGGUUCUCACUCAUAGCCAUGAUCGUUCAGAGGGAAUAUGCACUGGUGAGUUUAAAGGACUAUGAUAUUUGAUAGUCCCAAAGUAUGGCAGCUGCAAAAAGUAGUGGAAGGAAAUUGUCUUUCCACGUUUUGGAAAAAUUAGUUAGGAAUUUGGAUGGGUAAAAGGUACCCUUGCCUUACUCUGUCUUAUUUUCUUAGCCCCCUUUUAACUGGUUUCAUGUCCUAGUAGGAGGUGCAUUCUCCAUCCUCAUCCUCUGCCCUCCCAGGAAGUCAGUGAUUGUCUUUUUGGGCUUCCCCUCCAAAAGACCUUCUGCAGUGGAAGCGCCACAUCCAGUUUUUCUUUUGUUGCUGCUGUGUUUAGAUAAUUGAAGAGAUCUUUGUGCCACACAGGAUUUUUUUUUUUUUUUUUUAAGAAAAACCUAUAGAUGAAAAAUUACUAAUGAAACCCUGUGUACGUGUCUGUGCGUGCAACAUAAAUACAGUAGCACCUAAGGAGCUUGAAUCUUGGUUCCUGUAAAAUUGCAAAUUGAUGUGGUAUUAAUAAAAAAAAA
Molecule: messenger RNA, 2731 nt
Organism: Rhinopithecus roxellana (golden snub-nosed monkey)
Lineage: Eukaryota; Metazoa; Chordata; Mammalia; Primates; Cercopithecidae
Product: reticulon-3
Exons: 7
Coding region: 314-1024 (236 amino acids)
Biological process (GO): neuron differentiation; endoplasmic reticulum tubular network formation; brain development
Cellular component (GO): neuron projection; postsynaptic density
Source: RefSeq, a predicted model, not a curated record